AUGGCAAAACACGUCGUCUUCGACAUUGUCGGUACCCUCGCCUGCUUCGACGCCUACCACCAACGUAUUGACGAAGUCAUCGGCGACAAGCUCCGCUCGCAAAGCAUCACGCCGCAAUUCUUCGGAUACACCUGGAUGACCCACGCCGAAUUGGAAUUCACCUUUCUCUCGAUCAGCGGUCGACACACGUCCUACAAAGAUGUCAUGAAGGCGAUGUUCUUCCGCAUCUUGUGGUUCGCUGGUGUCAAAGACCCGCGAGGCUUCGCUACUGAGGACGAGAGAGAUCGCUGCCAGGAAGGAUACGCGCUGCUGGGACUGCGAGAGGGUGCGAAGGAAUGUAUCGAGAUAUUGCGGUCGAACGGAUUCAAUGUCUGGUGUCUGACCACAGCGGACAUUCCGAGAGUUCAAGGCUACUUCCAGCGAGGCGGUGUUGAUAUGCCGGCGGAAAGCAUAUUGAGCUGCGACAGUCAAGGCGUUGCGAAGCCCGCGCUUGCUGCGUACAAGCCGACGUUCGACAAGUUUGGCAGAGACGACAAGAAGUACUUUGCGGCCGCACACAUGUGGGACGUCUCUGCAGCUCGACUUGUUGGAUUCAAGGGUGCAUACUGCUCGGCAUACGAGAAGGACGACUGCCUGGAGAUCUUCGGUGGCGAGAUGGAGGUCAUGGGUGAUACUUUGGUGGAGAUGGCGCAGAAGCUGGUGAAGCACGCGGAGUAG
Zymoseptoria tritici IPO323 is the source of this 717-nucleotide messenger RNA. RefSeq lists its product as uncharacterized. Lineage: Eukaryota; Fungi; Ascomycota; Dothideomycetes; Mycosphaerellales; Mycosphaerellaceae. The coding region runs from base 1 to 717 and encodes 238 amino acids. The record is from RefSeq and is a predicted model, not a curated record. The transcript has 2 exons.